Lonchura striata (white-rumped munia) is the source of this 4332-nucleotide messenger RNA. RefSeq names its product SREK1 interacting protein 1 (gene SREK1IP1). Lineage: Eukaryota; Metazoa; Chordata; Aves; Passeriformes; Estrildidae. The record is from RefSeq and is a predicted model, not a curated record. Gene Ontology annotation, molecular function: zinc ion binding; nucleic acid binding.
GCGCCGGGCAAAGCCUUCCGGUGGGGACAGGCGUCGCUGCGCUUGCGGGCCGGUGCAGCGCGGCGAGAAGGGCGCGAUGGCUCUGCCGGGUGGAAAUAAGGAUAAUAUCAGAGCUGGAUGCAAGAAGUGUGGCUACCCUGGUCAUCUGACAUUUGAAUGUCGAAACUUCCUCCGAGUAGAUCCCCAAAGAGAUAUUGUUUUGGAUGUUAGCAGCACUAGCAGCGAAGACAGCGAGGAAGAGGAACUACAGAGAUUACAAGCCAUGCGUGAAAAAAAGAAUUUAAAUGAAGAGGAAGAAAAAAAGAAACAAAAAAGGAAAAGCAAAGAGAAAACAAAAUUAAAAAGACCAAGGAAAAGAUCUUCCUCAUCAAGUUCAGCAGAAGAGGAUGAGCCAAAGUCAAAAAAACAAAAAUCACACAAAAAAGAAAAGGAAAAGGGUAAAAAGCAUAAAUCUAAGAAAGGAAAGCAUCAUAAAAAGGAGAAGAAGAAGAGACGAAAGGAAAAAAGUUCAUCUUCUAGCAGUUCGGACAGUUCAAGCAGUGACUGACAUGGUGGUCUAUUUUUCCUCUCGCUUUUGCAGAGAAGACAAUUUUCCUUUCAUAGCAAGUUUAUUUAUGCUUUGCAAUGCUGUUUUAAAAUGAGAUAUAUAUUUUUUUUGAGAAAUCUAUUGGCAUACAUCAGUGCAUCAAAUUAUUAGAUGGACCAUUUUAUGAAAAAAAUCUGCUUUUCUAUUUCAGGUUUAUUAAUACUAAACCAUGCAACUUCUUCACUCAUAUUUUUAGUUCAGUUGUGAUUGUGUUUGAAAUCCUUUACAGUAGGAUGUAAAGAAUGUAAAUUGCAGUUUGCAAGCCUUUGUGUAGAUAGAUACGGACUUAAAUAUGCAUAAUGUCAGAAUGGUGUGUUGUGGUGUGAUUUUGGUUACAUCAGAUUUGGAAAUUCAAGUGAGAUUUUCUAUUACCUUUUAAAUAAAUGUAUGUUUUACACAACAUUUUCUGCUUACAUACAUUAAUCAGUAAGAGCAAAUAUGAAUCAGUGUUCAGGGCCUGAGAGGGGAAAUGAGCAAUGAGAAGCUAAAAAAGAUUGAGCCUUCAAAAUUAUCUUCUAAAAUUGAUCUAGUCGUAGACUCUGAAACAUAAUUACACAUUCUUUUGGCAGGAUAAUUAUGAGCAAACUGAAAAUAAAUAGAAGCAAACAAAAGCUAUCAAUUUUUAAAGUCCUUUUUCCUUGGAUUUUGUUCUUUUACAGUUAUGGCCAUUUCAUCUUUGAUAUAGAUGUAAAGGUUUGGUUAUCAAAACAAGACUUCUAGUAUUAAACUUCAGCUAUUUCUUCAUUUAUGUCAAUUGUUAUUAGCUUUACUUUGCAUGAAUCAGACUUUUGAAGGCUAACCCUGGCAUAACUCCUGCUGUUGUAUAGACCCCAAGUAGUGAUUGUACCCUGCUAGUCUACAGCCUCCAAAGCUCUUGCAAUAUAAAGGUGAUGCCAGUACAAAAGAGUGCCAUUCCCUGUCAGCUUAUCUCAGAUACAGAAUGAAAUGUGUAUUUCCAGAAAGACAGACAAGAAUAAAGCAUGAGUAGUAUGUGGGGUGGGCAUGCCGAGUUCCUAGACUACUGAAGAGUCAGCAACCUGCCUUACAAUAAACUCUGAAAUGCAAAUCAGUCUCUGUCAAUACGCACCAGGAAACAAAAGCUGAUACUUGGUGUUUCCUUCAGUCAUCUAUCCCAGUAGUGGAAGCUAAAUGUGCACAUUGCCAAUUGAGCUGCUAAGCUGGGAAACAAACUGAGCUGUAAAAUGCACCAAGGCCUGGAAUAGCUGAAUUGAAACUGAAUGAAGCUCUUGUUUCACAAAUAUCCAAAGGAAAUACAUAUUCACGGUACAAAAAUUACAGCUUCAGCAUUCUCUGCAAUUUGUGAGACUCCAAGGAAAGCCUUUCAGUCUCUUUUCACAGUUUAGAGUACAUAAUUUCUUCAAUGUACUUAGAAUAAUUGAAAGUUUCUUUCAACACAAAUAAUGUUGUAUAACAGGUAUUACUCUAAUUUGAAUACAUAUCAGAUGAUACUCUUCCAUACUUAGUAGUUUUCAUGGUCUUUAGAGGCAUUUUAACAAUAUACUUGUUGUCUUCAUAAACUUCUGAAGUCUUUUGAUGCUAUUAGCAUCUUUUGCAAUGUGAGGAAAGUGGUGUGUACAUCACUGAUUGCAAUUUAAUAUUAGUUUCCUGUGUUGAUGCUGUUUGGGUUUUGCCUUUGUUUUUUUUUUCUUUUAUAUGUUCUCUGUAUUUUUCUCACAUGUAUUUGUAACUCUGUCACCUAUUGUCUUAGUAGCUAGUUUUCCCAGUACUUCUCCAUGGCCUUUCCAUAAGCAGAAAGACAAAAUGUAUUCCAGAGCUCCAAACCCCAGGAGGUACAAGGUACUAUCUUAGUUCUUCCUGGGAACCAAGAUUGAGAAAAACUCUUGAAGAUACAUUCUCAUGGACAAAGUAUCGCUAUGAAGUGGGGGCUCCAGAGAAGGGGCUUGACCUGGGAGGAAGACCAGGCUUGACCUGGGUUUGACCACUUGUGCUCCUAAUUGGUGCUUUUUAUCAAUUAUGCUAAUUUUCUAAAACUUCAAAAAAAGUAUUCGCCCCUGGGGGGUGAGGUGGGCUUUUGUGGACAUCUUUCCAUAACUGCUUCUGAAGGCCUUCAAUUGAAGAUCCCCCUUUAUAUUACCUCCUUACUAAAAUUAUCUCAAGUUUAAUUUAGAGGUUGGGCAAAAAGGCAAUGGUGCCACUACAAGCUCUACUACCAUUGAAAUUUGUAUGAAUAUUACUUUAAAGAUUUUGUCAUUUGUUAGUGUCAAUUUGUGUUGUUUACAGGACUCUUUCAUAAAUAUUUCUUGCAGUUUAGUCAAAUACUUCCUCUGUUGUAUUCUCUUCAAUGGUAUGUGUUGGUUAUUGUACACUCUGCAAGGAAGCAUAAAUGAUGGACAAACAAAAGUCUUAGCCAUAGGUACCUAAGAGGUAGAACAAAAGGAAAAAUAAAUUCUUUGCAAUGCAGUAUUAGCAUGCAGCUUUAUAAUUGGAAGGUUUUGGCUUAUUUUUCCUUUAAAAAAAUAAGUCAUAGUGAAGAAUCAUAACUCAGAAUGGCAACAACACAAUUAUGGAUAGAAAAAAUUGCAGCAUCUAGCUGUGAACUUGAAAUGGACUAAGUAAUAUUUACAGGGUUAUUCUUUAAGGAUAUGAAAGCUGCUGAGAUAAUGCAUAUUGAACUCUUUAUUUACUCGGUGCUUUUGUAGUUGACAACAGGAGAGAAUGUCAUAGCUGCAGGCCCCUCUAAAAAGUAUCACGAGUAAUGAAUUGGACAUGGUGGUUGUUAUCUGUUGCAUGUAACAAUCAGUUCUAGGAACUCCUGGGAUGUAUUUUUAGAAGAUCAUCUUUUGCAAUUCCUCCCAUCAUCUCUCCCCAGUCAAAAAAGGACACAAUAUCUGUCUAUGCAAAACAGAAUGUCACACAUCCCAAAUGUGUUCACUCAACUGAUGAUUCAGUUGUGCUCUGAAGUCUCCACAGUAGAGCCAGCAGUGAAGCUGUAAAAAGGUUUUACUGACAUUCUCACGUCUUGGGCAGCCAACCUAUCUUACCUUGAGCCAAUUGCUACACAUCACAGACUCUCUUGGGCAAACACACACUUGGUGCCUCUUACUACAACACCUUUGCCCCACAGCAGUAGCACCUGAGAAAGGCAUUAACAGAAAUCCUGAGAUGCAAAUCACAAUAAAUAAUAAUAAGGCUGAAUAGAGAAAAAUAUAUCAAAAACGCUUCUGUAGUAAAAAUGCCAGCAUAUUUACAUUGUUCACAAGAAAUUCUACUAUAACGAUCUAUGAAGAAGAAUUUAGGUGAUAAAGAAGAACACGAAAUGAGGUGGUGGUAGCAGAAAACAAUAAAGGUAGAAGAAUAAAGAAAUCAAAGAUAUUAGGGGAAAAAAAAGGAAAAAUUAUUUGAGAAAGAAGACCAGAACAGGUUUAUUUAGAAAAGCAAUGUUAGAGUUUAAAUAAUAGCAGUAAAGGGGGAAACUCUUUUCAGAGUAAAGGCUGUUUAGUAGAGUUCAUUUAAACUUCAGCAAGAUGUAUUCAGGAUGUGGUUUAGUUUUCUGUGUAAGCUAAAUAUUUUUCCCACUGAGAAAGUGUACUGUGAAGGAGGGAUAAUUCUUAUUUGUCUAUACUGUAUAUUUUCCUGAGGCUUUAAUCUAGUAUAAUAGUUUAUAAAAUAUCCUGAUACAUGGCAGAAUGUAAAAUAUCCUGAGAUAUUGCAGAAUUUUGACCAUCAGAGAAUUUUAACAAACAAUAAAGCUGACCUGCAAGAAA